Haemonchus placei is the source of this 420-nucleotide messenger RNA. NCBI's taxonomy places the organism in Eukaryota, Metazoa, Nematoda, Chromadorea, Rhabditida, Trichostrongylidae. The record is from the annotation of a GenBank genome assembly.
UUUUUCAGAUGGAUUUUAACCCGUUUGGGAUACUAUCCGCUCGUUCUCGUCCGUUCCGCACUGUUUGAGGCAGCCGAUUUGAUCCAACCUGAUUAUGAGCUGUUGGAUCUAACUCAGGUCCCCUACGCUCCACGCCUCAUCAUUCUCAUGCUCUUCGCUCUGCUUGUUCUUCAUAUAUUUUGGACCAUCAUCAUUCUGAAAAUUGUCGUAAAAACCAUUACUCAAGGAGAAGCGGGUGACGUUCGCUCAGAUUCUGAACUUUCGGACAAGGAGGAUACUGAGAAGCUAAUUAAGCAAAAUGGAAAGAAAAUGACGCACAAGCGAAGAGCGUCGAAAAAAAGUUCUGAAGAGGACGAGAGCGACAGUGAACGAGAACCUUUGGCUAACGGUCUCAAGUAUAGACGCCCACGUAGAGAGUGA